Messenger RNA from Dimorphilus gyrociliatus, 1132 nucleotides. NCBI's taxonomy places the organism in Eukaryota, Metazoa, Annelida, Polychaeta, Dinophilidae. The record is from the annotation of a GenBank genome assembly.
AUAUUUAGUACUACCAGUUGAGAAAAUUAUUAAGAAUCUUUAAUAUACUGCAUUUAAGUUUAAUAUAAUAUCUUCAAAAGAAUUUAAAGCCAUAAGUAUGAGUAAGAAAUUUACGAUUCCAUCGCAUUCCGAAAUUCAAAAUGCUAAAUCUAACCGUAAUAAUCCUACGCCUGCUAUAUUUCAAAAAAGGAAACAAUCCGAACAACCUAAUGAGAGCAUCAUAGAAGAAAAUGUUCCUAAACAAUCAUCAGAAAAAGUUAUGAAUAAAACAAGCACAUUUAGAAGCUUUCAAAGUGACUCUAAACCAACUGUACCAACUGUAACACCUGUCUCAGCAAAUAGCAGUCAAUCGCCAGAAAAGGCUGUGGAUAAAUCAGGCACAUAUAGAAGCUUUGAAACCGUCAAUCGACCUCAAAAACCACUUGUAUCAACUACAACACCUCUCUUGGUAAAUAGCAAACAACGAGGAAAUCCAAUUCUAAAACAUAUACAUAACGUAGCGUGGGAGUAUUCGGAUAUUGUUCCAGAUUAUAUACUAGGGCAAACUACCUGUGCACUAUUUCUAAGCUUGAGAUAUCAUCAAUUGCAUCCAGGUUAUAUUCAUGAACGCCUUAAACUAUUGGGACGAACUUUUGAACUUCGUGUACUUUUAGCUCAAGUUGACAUCAAAGAUUCCAGCCAUAUUUGUCAACAAUUAGCAAAUAUAUGUUUACUUGCAGAUUGUACUCUUAUUUUGGCUUUUACACCAGAAGAAGCUGGAAGAUAUCUGGAACUGUACAAGGCCUUUGAAAAUAAACCACCGGAUCUUAUUAUGGAAAAGUCAGAAGAGUCAUUCGAGGCAAAACUAAUUGAUACAUUAACUAGUGUUAAAAAGAUCAACAAAACUGAUGCAAUAACGUUGUAUUCAACAUUUGGGAGUGUUAAAAAUAUAUUUACUGCUACAGAAGAAGAUUUAUCUUUAUGUUCCGGAAUUGGUCCUCUAAAGGCAAAAAGAUUACAUAAGGCUUUCAAUGAACCUUUUAUAAAGAAUAUUAAGAAAAAGGCUAUAGAAGAAGUUAAUUCAACUGAAGUAAAAGAGAAGUGUGAGAAGGGAAUUGGCAAUGAAAAUGAUAAUGAAAAUGAAGGAUGUUAA